AUGACCUCUACCACUCCUUUGAUAACAGUAUUUGGUGCGACUGGCAACCAAGGUGGUUCUGUCGCUCGCUCAUUGCUGAAAAAUCCCGGUUUCAAGGUUCGGGCACUCACUCGAAACCCCAACUCUGAUGCCAGUCAGAAGCUGGCACUCCAGGGUGCCGAGAUUCACCAGGCAGAUGGCUUUGAUUUAGAGUCUAUGGUUUCUGCAUUUGCAGGCUCGUGGGGCGCUUUUGUCAAUAUCAACUCGGACGACAAGUCGGUCAAGGAAAAUUACCUGGCCGAGAUCGACUUGGGUAAGAUCAUUGUUGAAGCAGCAGCAGAGGCUGGAGUGCGUCAUUUCCUCUUCAGCACUGCACCAAACAGCUUUGAGGUCUCUGGCGGGAAGGCUAUAGAGAAGUCCGCCCAGUCAAAGUAUGAGAUUGAGCAGUAUGCCCGAAGCAUAAGCGGCUUUGAAACCAUCAGUUUUAUCUCUGUCGCAUGGUUUCUAGAGAUGUUUGCUUCCAAGGAGAUUGCAGCCGUCUUUGGCGGAUUUCCUCACCUGCCCGAUUCCGAAGGAUACUUGAGCUUUGUCGCACCCAAAUGGGGUGGCAAAGAAGACGUGCCCUUUAUGAGUGUAUCGGAUGACCUGGGGGACAUUGUGCACGGCAUGUUCCUUGACCCUUGGCGAUGGAAUGGCGAGGUUGUUUAUGGCUGCAGCGACAUUUGCAGCUUUGACGAUCUUGUAUUAUCUUUUGAAAAAGUGACUGGACGCAAGUCCCGCUUCCAGCCACUUGGAUCUUGGCAAGAAUUUGAUACUCAUGGAGUUCCCAGCCUGGAGGAAGCCAAGAAUCUGUUUGGAAUGACGCAGGAAAGUGGAGGACUGUAUUUUGGACCUAAGCCCUCCGAGAAGCAGACUUCCUUGGAACUCAAGCAAAAGACUGCCCUGACACUAGGCCUACCCAAGGAGGAACAGGAGUUGAUGACAGUCGAAUCUUGGUUCCGUAAGUACUCUCCCUCGUGGUAA
Penicillium canescens is the source of this 1002-nucleotide messenger RNA. RefSeq names its product NmrA/HSCARG family protein. The record is from RefSeq and is a predicted model, not a curated record. The transcript is spliced from 3 exons. The coding region runs from base 1 to 1002 and encodes 333 amino acids. NCBI's taxonomy places the organism in Eukaryota, Fungi, Ascomycota, Eurotiomycetes, Eurotiales, Aspergillaceae.